ACUUGUUAUACUUUUCACGGACGAGUUGGGUCAUAUUUCCCACUGGAGAGCCAUCAUGGCAGGAAGUCUGGCUGGCAUGGUUGCAACCAUCGUGACUUACCCCACUGACGUAAUUAAAACACGGCUCAUUGUGCAGAACCGACUGGAACCAUCUUACGAAGGAAUUCUUCAUGCAUUUUACAAAAUUUAUCAUCAAGAAGGACUCCUUGCACUCUACCGUGGCGUUUCACCAGCUAUAUUAGGUGCUGUCCCAUUUUCUGCAGGCUCAUUCUUUGUUUACAUCAAUCUGGACAGAAUCUGGCGAGAACCUGUAGUUCAUUUCACUCCUCUUCAGAACUUCAUAAAUGGCUGUGUCGCAGCAGGUGUGGCACAGACACUUUCUUUCCCCUUUGAAACUGUCAAGAGGAAGAUGCAGGCACAGAGUCCUUGGCUUCCCCACUAUGGAGCAGUUGAUGUCCGUUUUACUGGCAUGGCUGACUGUUUCCGGCAAACUGUGAAGAACAAAGGCGUGCUCGGACUUUGGAGUGGACUCACACCCAGUCUGCUCAAGAUUGUCCCAUACUUUGGUGUUAUGUUUAGCACCUUUGAAUUCUGCAAGCGGGUCUGUCUGUACAGAAAUGGUUAUAUUGAAUCUCCUUUAAAUUACAAGCUAACUCCUGGCGUGGACCAGAGUUUACAGCCACAAGAACUGAGAGAAUUAAAGCUCCUCCGAAGGGAAAAUUUUGAGUCAAGGAAAUCAGCUCUUGAAAAUUGACAUCGGAGUGUCCAUUGCAGAUAUACACACUACCUUUCUUGAGGAACUUUGGAAGAAAGACAUGCUGAACUACAGGAACCAGCGUCUCAGUGGAUUGCAUGGUUUUAGUACCGAGACACCAAUGCCAGGAGUGAAUAAAUCUUAUAUCUCAUUUGCUGCAUGGAUAUAAACAGUAUGAAGAGCAAGCAUAUACUGAAGAGGAGAGAUGCAACUAGUUUGAAAACACUAUGCUAUUGGAACUUGAAAUUACCUUAUUCUAGGUGCUUUUCAAUACUGAAUAGCCAUUUUGAGAUAAAACCACUUGCAGAAAGGCAAGAGAACUGAGAUGAGAGUACAAAUUGUAUCUUCAAAAAUAUUAAGAAAAUUCAAAUGGAUUUUUUUAAAGUAAUCUGAGAUACAGAGUCAGCCAAAAAUGAUAAACAGACUAGAAUAC
Messenger RNA from Pelecanus crispus (Dalmatian pelican), 1187 nucleotides. The record is from RefSeq and is a predicted model, not a curated record. Lineage: Eukaryota; Metazoa; Chordata; Aves; Pelecaniformes; Pelecanidae.